UAUAAACACUAGGGUUCUUUCUUGAUUUGUUUAGUUCUGCAAGAUAAAUUUAAAAUAACAGCGACGAAAUCAAAAGAGGACAAAAUUGUUGAUUGUUUCUACGAAUAUCGAACGUUGUCCUCGAAGAUCUUAGUCAAUCAUAAUCAUGCUUUUGAGAAUGUUCAAAUGAGACAAAAUAAUUGUGAGUCACAAUAAACAGAAAAAUCGAGAAAUACAGAAAAUCGAUUGAGUGAGAAUUAUGCUUGCCUGUGUUCGACUGUUGUUCCUCUUAUGGCUGUAUGCCUCCAUUUGCUGUGUACAAACAACAUCUCCCGCCCAGUUCAUGGACGACAUCAGUGGGUACAGAAGUGCAUGCAAAACAAUAGGAUGGGAGCCAAAGAAAGAUUGUACUGCUUAUAAUGUUAUUGCUUUCCAUGCAAAUCUGAAAUCUCACCUCUACAACAUUUCCCCAAAUACAACGAUGAAAUUUGAAAAUGUUCAGUUAAAUAAAGGCAAUGGCUAUGACCCCGCAACAGGUAUGUUCACAGCACCAGAGGACGGAGUAUACUCGUUCACCUGGUCUUUUUUGACAAAAAAAGGAGGUACAGUGUACAUUGCUGCUGUCGUGGACAAUGUUGAUCACGUGCAUACUUGCAUUAACACUCAACAAAGUGCCCACAUCAAUACGUCAGGUCACCUCAUUUACGAGCUGAAAAGGGGCAGUAACGUAUGGAUACGGACCUGGCAUAUGCCGGCAGCAUUUAUUCACGGUGGUUACUAUACGUAUUUUUCUGGGAGCAAAAUAAAUUCGAUUUGAUGUUAAAACGCUUAUUCUAGCUUCUUGUCAUAGAUUAAUUUAAUAACUUUGGAAAUAAAAAUUGCACGACAAAGAUGAAUAAAUCGAUACAUGAACGUCUGUUAAGUGUUGCUUGUAGAAACCAAAAGUACAUGUUUGUAUAAUUUGUUACACAGAAUGAAACAAUAACUGUGAAACUGUGUUUCUUGUGUUAUUUA
Messenger RNA from Magallana angulata, 993 nucleotides. RefSeq names its product complement C1q tumor necrosis factor-related protein 3-like. Gene Ontology annotation, molecular function: protein binding. The record is from RefSeq and is a predicted model, not a curated record. Bases 239 to 796 code for a protein of 185 amino acids. NCBI's taxonomy places the organism in Eukaryota, Metazoa, Mollusca, Bivalvia, Ostreida, Ostreidae. The transcript is spliced from 4 exons.